This is a messenger RNA of Juglans regia (Persian walnut), 572 nucleotides long. RefSeq lists its product as uncharacterized. The transcript is spliced from 7 exons. The record is from RefSeq and is a predicted model, not a curated record. Lineage: Eukaryota; Viridiplantae; Streptophyta; Magnoliopsida; Fagales; Juglandaceae. Bases 108 to 566 code for a protein of 152 amino acids.
AUAAGAUGGAGGUCCAUACAAACUAGCUAUCAACCUCAAACAAACUGCAAGCAAUUCCUUUGAGUUUGCAUUGAUUUGCUCAAGUUCUUCAAAGACGAGAGCAAAGGAUGAGUACUGGAAGUUCGAGACCUGCGUACCACCAAUUUCCUGCAAACUCGUCUUGGUCGAGAGGGUCGCAGCUGUCUUACUCUCCAAUGUCGAAUUUGUACUCUAAAUCUUCUACAAUUCCGAACAACCCAGCACCUGCAAACUGGUCUUGGUCGAGAGGGCCGCAGCUGUCUUACUCUCCAAUGUCGAAUUUGUACUCUCAGUCUUCUACAAUUCCGAACAACCCAGCACCUGCAAACUGGUCUUGGUCGAGAGGGCCGCAGCUGUCUUACUCUCCAAUGUCGAAUUUGUACUCUCAGUCUUCUACAAUUCCGAACAACCCAGCACCUGCAAACUGGUCUUGGUCGAGAGGGUCGCAGCUGUCUUACUCUCCAAUGUCGAAUUUGUACUCUCAGUCUUCUACAAUUCCGAACAACCCAGCACCUGCGACCGAUUUCGUGCCGAAAAUAGUGGUUUAGCGUUGC